CUUCAGUACCGUAUUGUCGUUCACUGGUUCACAAUGUGGUGUUAUGAUCGCGCUCAGCCGCAAAUUCUCUACUGCAACGAGGGUCUUCAGCUUGAUCCGAUUUAUCCCGAAACAACUCUCUCGUCAUUACCAACGACAACAACCAGUUCCAGCAACGCAAUCUUUUAUUCCCUUCUCUCAGCUUCAACAAGAACGCGAACUAUUGGAGUCACAUCUGGUAUACACACUCCAUGGCUGUACCAAUCUCAACCAAAUCAAACAAGUGCAUGCGCAUAUUCUCCGGAAGGGGCUUGACCAGUCCUGCUAUGUGCUCACCAAGCUCAUACGCAUGCUCACGGAAGUCAAUGUCCCCAUGGACCAGUACCCUCGGCUUGUUUUUUAUCAGGUUAAGCACCGAAACCCAUUUCUGUACACGGCUCUCAUUCGCGGCUACGCUCUUCAAGGCCCCUUUAGUGAGUCGGUUUUGUUGUAUAAUUCUAUGAGAAGAGAAGGUAUCGGACCUGUGUCCUUCACAUUCUCCGCCCUUUUUAAAUUGUGUGGUGCCGUUGGUGAUGUUAAUUUGGGGAAGCAGAUACAUGCUCAGACGAUUUUGAUUGGUGGCUUCUUGUCUGAUUUGUAUGUUGGGAAUUCUAUGAUUGAUAUGUAUGUGAAAUGCGGGUUUAUUGACUGUGGGCGUGAAGUGUUUGAAGAAAUGCCCAACAGGGACGUUAUUUCUUGGACGGAGUUGAUUGUUGCGUAUGCCACGAGUGGAAGCAUGGAAUCUGCGGGGGAGUUGUUUGAGGGCAUGCCCGCGAAGGAUAUGGUGGCGUGGACUGCAAUGGUUACAGGGUUUGCCCAGAAUGCUAAGCCAAGGGAAGCCAUAGAGUAUUUUGAGAGAAUGCAAGCAGCCGGUGUUAGCACAGAUGAAGUUACUUUAGCUAGUGUCAUUUCAGCAUGUGCACAACUGGGUGCUGCAAAAUAUGCUGAUUGGAUCCGGGAUAUUGCUGAGAAAUCUGGAUUUGGGCCUGGUCGUAAUGUUGUGGUGGGGUCUGCACUCAUAGAUAUGUACUCGAAAUGUGGGAGCGUGGAGGACGCAUAUAAGGUCUUCAUGGUGAUGAAGGAGAAGAAUGUAUUCUCAUACAGCUCAAUGAUUUUGGGUUUUGCAAUGCACGGUCAUGCUAAAGCAGCAGUGCAGUUGUUCCAUGAGAUGGAGAAAACUGAGAUUAUACCCAACAGAGUUACUUUCAUAGGGGUUCUCACGGCAUGUAGCCAUACCGGUAUGAUAGACCAAGGUCGUCAGAUAUUUGAAUCCAUGGAGGAAUGUUAUGAUGUUGAACCAUCUGCUGAUCAUUAUGCUUGCAUGGUGGAUCUCCUUGGACGAGCUGGACGCUUGGAUGAGGCCCUUGAUCUGGCCAAUACGAUGCCAAUAAAGCCCAAUGCUGGUGUUUGGGGGGCUCUACUUGGAGCAUGUCGGAUACAUCGAAACCCAGAUAUUGCCCAGAUUGCUGCUAAUCAUUUGUUUGAGCUUGAACGCAAUGGUAUCGGUAACUACAUCUUGCUCUCUAAUAUAUAUGCGUCUGCCGGAAGAAGGGACGAGGUUUCAAGUGUAAGAAAGAUGAUGAGAGAGAGGAAUAUACAGAAAAAUCCUGGAUGUAGCUGGGUUGAAACAGAUAAAGGAGUAAUUCACGAGUUCUUUGCUGGGGAUACGAGACAUCCAAAGUCUAGUGAGAUGAAACUGGCUCUGGAGGAACUUAUGGAUAGAUUACAUGCUAAUGGGUACCGAGCAAUGCUAAAUUCUGUGGUCUAUGAUAUUAGUGAUGAAGAGAAGAAGCGGAUAUUGAUGGCUCACAGUGAGAAGUUAGCUUUGACAUUUGUGCUAAUCAGUACGAAUUCUGGUUCCACCAUAAGGAUUAUGAAGAACCUGAGAACAUGCGAGGAUUGCCACUUAUUCAUGUGUGCUGUAUCGCAAAUUACAGAGAGGGAGAUUGUUCUGAGGGACAACAUGAGAUUUCACCAUUUUAGGGGUGGGAAAUGUUCUUGUGGUAAUUUCUGGUGAUUGAUGCUUGGGAUCUGAAGUUGCCAGCCCAAACAUUGAAUUUGAAGGGGUGGGGAUUGAUUUAAUUCAUUGAUAUACAAGAAAAGUGUUCUU
This is a messenger RNA of Tripterygium wilfordii, 2128 nucleotides long. Its product is annotated as pentatricopeptide repeat-containing protein At5g44230. The record is from RefSeq and is a predicted model, not a curated record. Gene Ontology annotation, molecular function: zinc ion binding; RNA binding; protein binding. The transcript has a single exon. NCBI's taxonomy places the organism in Eukaryota, Viridiplantae, Streptophyta, Magnoliopsida, Celastrales, Celastraceae. Gene Ontology annotation, biological process: RNA modification. The coding region runs from base 44 to 2035 and encodes 663 amino acids.